Molecule: messenger RNA, 2180 nt
Organism: Sardina pilchardus (European sardine)
Lineage: Eukaryota; Metazoa; Chordata; Actinopteri; Clupeiformes; Clupeidae
Gene: impa2
Product: inositol monophosphatase 2
Exons: 9
Coding region: 351-1211 (286 amino acids)
Biological process (GO): inositol metabolic process; phosphatidylinositol phosphate biosynthetic process; signal transduction
Molecular function (GO): inositol monophosphate 1-phosphatase activity
Source: RefSeq, a predicted model, not a curated record
CCUAGAGAACUAGAACAAAUUUGAUUCUGGCGUCCUCUUCUGGAAAUACGACAGUUGCCGAUUCCUGUUUAAGAGAUAUGCCGCGGUGACAGUAGCCUGACCGGCUACUCCCCACCGCUCACCGGGAUUCGGCCAAAGCUGCAGCCAGGGACCCACCCGCAGUAGCCAGGACGGUGCCACAUCAGACACAGAGUAACUUGAUUGUGGAUACGGACACGGGACACAGACGGGGACACCGCAUGUGACACAGAGGCUCCCACCUUUACGUCAUGCGCUGAUUAACGUGUUUUGUUCGUCUGAUAAUUCUCUACAAGUGGAUUUGUGUUUGUUCAACGCGUCCAGCUGAAACCAUGACCUCUACAGAAAACAAAUGCUGGGGAGAAUGUAUGGAUAUUGCUGUUCAGAUAGCUCACAAAGCUGGGAAGGUUGUUCAGGAGGCUGUGAAGCAGGAGAAGCUGGUCAGCACUAAGAGCACUCCAACAGAUCUGGUGACGGAAGCUGACCAACAGGUGGAGGACCUCAUUAUAUCCACCCUUAGGGAGAAAUUUCCCUCACACAGGUUUAUAGGAGAAGAGUCUUCUGCUGCUGGAGAGAAAUGUAUUCUAACAGAUGAACCUACCUGGAUCAUUGACCCCAUCGAUGGGACCUGCAAUUUUGUCCACAGCUUCCCUAUGGUGGCAGUCAGCAUUGGCUUUGCUGUAGAGAAAGAGCUGGAAUUCGGAGUGAUCUACCAUUGCUUUGAUGGGACUCUAUACACUGCAAGGAGAGGCCAUGGGGCAUUCUGCAAUGGAGCUCCGAUUCAAGUGUCUAAAGAGAGAGACAUUUCCAAAGCCCUCAUUCUGACGGAGAUUGGAGCUAAGAGGGACCCAGCUACACUGGAAAUUUUCUUGGGGAAUAUGCAGAAGUUGUUGAGCGCACCUGCCCAUGGGGUGCGGAUCAUCGGAAGCUCCACGCUGGCGCUGUGCCACUUAGCCACGGGUGCGGCGGAGGCCUACUACCAGUACGGCCUGCACUGCUGGGACAUCGCCGCGGCAGCGGUCAUCAUUCGGGAGGCAGGAGGAUGCGUGAUUGACACCUCAGGGGGUCCUCUCGACCUCAUGUCCAGACGAGUGGUGGCUGCUGGCUCCAGAGAGAUGGCGGAUUAUGUUGUCCGGCAACUGCAGCCAAUCAGCUAUGAGCGAGAUGACCACGACCCCAGUGUCCAAUCCUGAUCCUCCAACUGACCUCCGACCUUCAGCCUCUUACCUCAGAUAUACACAAUCCUGCCACACACACACACACACUCGGUCUACCGUACCCUUGUAUGCAAUACUGACUUCCCUUAAUUCCCUCAAUGCAAAGAAUCAACGCAAAAAUAAUCAGUGCUCCUGCUGUCCGAAAAAUACUUUGUGCUGCCAAAUCAACAAAAUGAUGACCAAUUUCUUUCAAAGUGAUGACAUUUUUUCCUUCUUUUUUUUCAAGGCUUGUUUUCAAAUUGAAAAACUUAUUAAGAGACUAUUUCAGAGAAGACAGAAGCGGCCUUUUCGGCAGAACAAAUUAUUUUACAGUGUGAUAAUUGUGAAUAAAAUUGUAAACUUGUGUCUACCAUACCCCUAUAAGACUGCCAGCUGACAUCUCAUCUCAUGACAUCUGUCAUGGUUGUCAAACAAACUAUUAAAAUCAUGGGGAUUUAAGCAGUUGAUCCUGCCUUGCCUUGUCAAUAUUUCUGACCCUGUGACAAAUAUUGACCGUAAAUUUAAUGAGACUGUUGAAAUUACUCUUUACACAAAUUAGCUGCAUUCUCAAAAAAGAAAAAAAAAACUACUGUAUAGACUUAUGAGGGCUUAUUCUUAGGUCACAAAUUCCAAUCAAACUGUAAUGUUACCAUCAUUAACCCCUUACCAAACCAGGUUUAAUCUGAACUGGUGCACAUCUGCUAACUUUUGUAUGGCUAGCCAAUACUGUUGUUGAGGUAACACUACUAUUUUACCAGCUACACACUGCAGUUUUAACUUUCGUCUGUAUUCUAGUUUUUUUAUGUUAUUUUUUUUUAAUAUGGAACACUCAGUAAAGACACAUACUAAGUUUUGUUCUAAUAUUGCACAUGAUUUUCUAGUUGGCCUCAGUGCAAUUGACAAUGUCAUAAUUAUCUCCUGGUUCACGCUCACUGUGAUUGACAAUAAAACUACUGAAUAUAUAAA